Messenger RNA from Panicum virgatum (switchgrass), 2736 nucleotides. RefSeq names its product triacylglycerol lipase 2-like. The transcript is spliced from 8 exons. The record is from RefSeq and is a predicted model, not a curated record. NCBI's taxonomy places the organism in Eukaryota, Viridiplantae, Streptophyta, Magnoliopsida, Poales, Poaceae. Gene Ontology annotation, molecular function: hydrolase activity, acting on ester bonds. The coding region runs from base 1386 to 2621 and encodes 411 amino acids. Gene Ontology annotation, biological process: lipid metabolic process.
CCGCAACAACCAGGCCGUCAGGCGCAGCAAGCGGCGGCCCGGCCCCUUCUGCGAUAGCGCGACCCGCUUCCGCGCGGGACUGCGGACAUUGGCAGCCACCGCGGCCGGCGCCGGUCGCACGUGUGAGAAUUCCGACUACCGGGAAGACCAGUGCGGCCGUGCAGCCGUGCGGCGGGUCUCCACUUGCCCACGCCGAUGGCGGGCAUACAAGAUGCAUGGCAUGCAUCGGAGGGACCGGAGCGGAGGGCAGGUAGUCAUCCUCCUCAGCUCAUCACCUCGGACGCACGCCACGUGUUCGUGCAUAUGCUCGUGAAGGCUUUCCUGAGUAAAGUACGAUGCUCUUCCUCAUUGAUUUGUAGAUUAGUUCUCAGAAACAUUAUCACCCUUGUGGCUAGCAAUUGGUCAACGCGAGCCUCCUGAUAUAUCCGAGACAAUUUGCCCCCGGCUUCUUUUAUCUAGUGACUACUGAGUGUUUGUACGCGAGCGUUAGCACAAUUGGUGCAGGAGAGCCGAACUGUUGUGGUUCAUAUGAGCACUCGUCUUUGGCCGUCAAAAUGUAGUCUAUUUCAGAGCAUACAUCUUUAAGGGGCUGAUGUAUAGUGCAUCGUUUUUUUUUUUUUGGUGCUUAGUGACCAAUCAGCUUACUUUAUGGCAAACAGAUGUUAUCGUAUAAUUCAUAUGCAAACAAGUUAUCUCCGCUAUCUUCAGAAUGCUAGGAUUUCACCCUUCUUUUUUGUAUUGUCUUUCAUAAUUUCAUCUACAAAUUAGUUGGUUUUCAGCUCCGAUCCUCUUGUUCAUGCAGAACUGAUGAACGUGGUGUAUAUAAGUGCAUCUGGAUAGCGUCCUCCAGUGACGCUACUUGCUUCUAAAUUGCAAAUAAAUUCCAUAUGCCUUUUCGUCUGCAACAUUCCUAGUGGUCAUGAACAGAAUUUGGGAUCACAGAAUUGUUGUGAAGUGAGAUCUACGCAUAUUCAUUUCUGAUCAUCAAGAUGGCGUGACUGGUAUUAUGACAACUAGUUCUGUUUGUUUCACCUGAUUAGCUCAUGGUUAUGCAAUCUCACAUUCAAUACUUAUAAUUACAAAAACUACUGUAAUAGUUUGUGUUUUUUUUCUCAUUCUCAUGCUUCCGUGACAGAGAAAAUUAAUGCAUAAAUAGAAACCAAACUCCAGUACAUAGCACAGCCAGUUCUAUAAAUUAGCGUUCCUUACCAAUUUGGGAUUCAGCUAAGCUCAGUCUCAUUCAGAGAUCAUCCCUGCAGCUAACCCCCACCCCUAUUCUUGGAACCACACAAAAUUGUAGUAGUCUACAUCCUAUAGUUAUUUUCAGGGUUUGAUACAAGAAUACGAUUCAUUUCUAGUGCCAAAAAUCAUAGUUCUGUAUUCAGAUGGCUCGGAAUCUUUAUCUACUCUGUUUCCUAAUUCUUUUCAUUUCCUUGAACCUGCGAAGCGUUCUCUCAUGGAGGAUCCAGAACUCUACAGAUGAUCAGUGCCCCCCGCAACCCCAUCCUUUAGGUAUGUGCAAGGCACGAGUAGCAGCCUAUGGCUAUCCAUGUGAAGAAUAUCAGGUCACAACAGAAGAUGGCUAUAUUCUUAGCUUAAAGAGGAUCCCCCAUGGUCCUUCUAAUGCUGACAACUCGACUGAGGAUAGGACACCUGUACUUUUAUUCCAUGGGCUGAUGGUGGAUGGUUUCUGUUGGGUAUUAAGUACACCAAAACAAUCGCUUGGCUUCAUUUUGGCAGACGGUGGCUUUGAUGUUUGGAUUGCCAACUGUCGUGGAACAAAAUCCAGUCGAAAACAUACCACCCUCACCCCAGAAGACCCGGCUUUCUGGGACUUCACAUGGGACGAACUUGCUGCUUAUGAUCUUCCUGCAGUACUUCAGUUUGUCUACAAUCAAACAGGAGGCAAGAAAGUCCAUUAUGUCGGUCACUCCCUGGGAACCUUGAUUAUUCUUGCAGCCUUCACAGAGCACAAGUUAAUAGACAUAGUGAGAUCAGCUGUGUUGCUCUGCCCAAUUGCUUAUCUGCACAGGAUGAGAUCCAGACUCAUAUUGCUAGCGGCUCGUAUCUUCCUUGCAGAAACAAUUCACAUGCUGGGUUUUCACGAGUUCAAUCCUGUUGGGCGAGUUGCACAAGAAGUUUUGGGCGAAGUCUGCACCGACCCUGAAGUUGACUGUUAUGAUUUAUUUGGAGCUGUAGCCGGACCGGACUGCUGCCUCAAUACUUCGACCACAUGCAUCUUCCUGCAGCAUGGUCCACAAUCGACCUCUGUGAAAAACAUGAUUCACAUGUCGCAAUUGGUCAGGAAAGCUGGGGUCAGAAGGUACGACUAUGGAAACGAGAAGGAGAACAUGAAGCACUACAAUCAGCCAGAGCCCCCGCUGUACAACCUCUCGUCCAUUCCACCCCAUGUCCCCUUGUUCCUCACCCAUGGUGGCCAAGAUUUUCUCGGUGAUGUCCCCGACACCAGGCACCUCCUGCGGACGCUGGUCAGGGAGCACGACAGUGAUGACAUUGAGGUGCUGUACAUGCCUGACUACGCUCAUGGCGACUUCGUGAUGGGUUACAAUGCUCCACAGCUCAUAUACAAGCCCAUAGUGGAAUUCUUCAAGCGUCACUGACACUGAGAACCUAUGCUGCAGGUCACUUUAUCAUAAGCUGUAGCCUGUAGCAAACAUCAAUAGUUUCACUGUUUCAGAUCAACUUUCAGUCUAUGAAGGUUUGAAUUACACCUCA